CCUGGAGCAAACGGGAGCAAGCGGGAGCCAGCCAGCCGCGCUGCCUUCACAGCUGAGCCCGGCCCAGCCUCGCCUCUCCCAGCCUCUCUCCUUGGCCCCAGCUCCCCUGCGAGCAGCGGCCUAUCUGAAGAGCAUGCUGCCCCCUCGCUCCCCGCCUGGCCUCGCCAUCCCUGCCCCCCCAGCCUGACCCCCGGCCCCAGCAUGGCCCAGGGUGCCAUGCGCUUCUGCUCAGAAGGAGACUGUGCCAUCUCCCCACCAAGAUGCCCACGCCGCUGGCUCCCAGAAGGCCCAGUGCCCCAGAGCCCCCCUGCCAGCAUGUAUGGCAGCACGGGCUCCCUUCUCCGGAGGGUGGCAGGCCCAGGUCCCCGGGGACGGGACCUGGGACGUGUGACAGCACCCUGUACCCCCCUGCGUGGCCACCCCUCACCCCAUCUUGCUCCUUCACCCUGGGGCCCCUCUUCACCCACUGGGCAGCCUCCACCAGGGGCCCAGAGCUCCGUGGUCAUAUUUCGUUUUGUGGAAAAGGCCAGUGUGAGGCCAUUGAAUGGUCUGCCUGCUCCAGGAGGCCUGAGCCGGAGCUGGGACCUGGGUGGGGUCUCUUCUCCCAGGGCCACCCCAGCCCUUGGGCCAGGCUCCAGCCGGAAGUUGCGACUGGAGGCCUCCACUUCAGACCCGCUCCCAGCUGGAAGACGUUCAGCUCUGCCUGGCAGGCAGGGCCUUUUGCACGGGCCACCAGCCCAGCCUCAGGUUGGGGCAGAUGGCCUUUACUCCUCUCUCCCCAAUGGGCUGGGGGCCCCCUCUGAACACCUGGCCACGGCCACGCUAUUCCGAGGAUCUGCUGAGAUUGGACUCCUGAACCAGGAGGACAUCUGGUCCUCCCCUCGGGAAGUCUCCUCUCAUGCCCAGAGAAUUGCUCGAGCCAAGUGGGAAUUCUUCUAUGGCUCCUUGGACCCCCCCAGCUCAGGUGCUAAGCCCCCAGAGCAGGCCCCCCCAUCUUCUCAUGGGGUGGGCUCAGGGCAGGGCUCUGGGGUGGCUGUGGGGCGAGCAGCCAAGUACUCGGAGACAGACCUGGACACGGUGCCCCUGAGGUGCUACCGAGAGACGGACAUUGAUGAGGUGCUGGCCGAGCGGGAAGAGGCAGACUCAGCCAUCGAGAGUCAACCCAGUUCUGAGGGCCCCCCUGGCACUGCCCGCCCACAUGCCCCACGUCCCAGCCCAUGCCUCGAUCCCCGGCCCAGCCUGAGCAGCGGUGACGAGGAUGAGGCAGGUGGGGAAGAGGAUGUGGACGACGAGGUGUUCGAGGCCUCGGAGGGGCCCCGGCCAGGCACCUGGAUGCCUCACUCAGGCCCCCUCAAGUCUCCUGGGCCCUUUCUUCCUGGGACCAGUCCCUCUGCUGACGGCCCUGACUCUUUCAGUUGUCUAUUUGAAGCCAUCUUGGAGUCGCACCGAGCCAAGGGCACCUCCUACACCAGCCUCACAUCCUUGGAGGCCUUGGCCUCACCUGGCCCUACCCAGAGUCCCUUCUUUACCUUUGAGCUGCCUCCCCAACCCCCUGCACCCCGGCCUGACCCCCCUGCUCCUGCCCCACUUGCCCCUUUUGAGCUGGACUCCGGUACCAGCUCUGCUGCUGAUGGGCCUUGGACACGAAGAGGGGAGGAAGAGGAGGCCAAGGCUGGAGCCAAGAAGGCCCCAGAGAGGGAGCCCCCUAGUCCCUGCCACUCAGAGGACAGCUUUGGGCUGGGGGCUUCUCCCCUGGGCAGUGAACCACCCCUGAGCCAGUUGGUGUCUGACUCGGACUCAGAGCUGGACAGCACCGAACGGCUGGCUCUGGGAAGCACAGACACCUUGUCCAACGGGCAGAAGGCGGACCUGGAGGCCGCACAGCGCCUGGCUAAGAGGCUAUACCGACUAGACGGCUUCAGGAAGGCUGAUGUGGCCCGGCACCUGGGCAAGAACAAUGACUUCAGCAAACUUGUGGCUGGAGAAUAUCUCAAGUUUUUUGUCUUCACUGGCAUGACUCUGGACCAAGCUCUCAGGGUGUUUCUGAAGGAGCUGGCAUUAAUGGGUGAGACCCAGGAGCGGGAGCGUGUGCUGGCCCACUUCUCCCAGAGAUACUUCCAGUGCAAUCCCGGAGCCCUGUCCUCAGAGGACGGCGCGCACACGCUGACCUGCGCCCUCAUGCUCCUCAACACGGAUCUCCACGGCCACAACAUCGGGAAGCGCAUGACUUGCGGAGACUUCAUUGGCAACCUGGAAGGCCUCAACGAAGGCUGCGACUUCCCCCGGGAGCUGCUCAAGGCCUUGUACAGCUCCAUCAAGAAUGAGAAGUUGCAGUGGGCUAUAGACGAGGAGGAGCUGAGACGCUCUCUGUCUGAGUUGGCCGACCCCAACCCCAAGGUCAUCAAAAGGGUCAGCGGGGGCAGUGGCAGCAGCACCAGCCCUUUCCUGGACCUGACUCCCGAGCCUGGGGCUGCCGUCUACAAGCACGGGGCCCUGGUGCGCAAGGUGCAUGCAGACCCUGACUGCAGGAAGACACCUCGGGGUAAGCGGGGCUGGAAGAGCUUCCACGGCAUUCUCAAGGGCAUGAUCCUCUACCUACAGAAGGAGGAGUACCAGCCAGGCAAGGCCCUCUGUGAGGCAGAGCUCAAGAAUGCCAUCAGCAUCCAUCACGCCCUGGCCACCCGUGCCAACGACUACAGCAAGCGGCCCCACGUCUUCUACCUGCGCACAGCCGACUGGCGGGUCUUCCUCUUCCAGGCCUCGAGCCUGGAGCAGAUGCAGUCCUGGAUCACUCGAAUCAACGUGGUGGCCGCCAUGUUCUCAGCGCCCCCCUUCCCAGCUGCUGUCAGUUCCCAGAAGAAGUUCAGCCGCCCUCUGCUGCCCAGCGCUGCCACCCGCCUCUCCCAGGAGGAGCAAGUGCAGACCCAUGAAGCCAAGCUGAAGGCCAUGGCCAGUGAGUUGCGUGAGCACCGGGCUAGCCAGCUGAGCAAGAAGGCCCGGGGCAAGGAGGCCGAGGAGCAACGGCAGAAGGAGGCCUACCUGGAGUUCGAGAAGUCCCGCUACAGCACAUACGCGGCACUACUCCGGGUCAAACUGAAAGCUGGCAGUGAAGAGCUGGAUGCGGUGGAAGCAGCCCUGGCCCAGACCGGAAGCCCAGAGGAUGGACUCCCUGCACCUCACUCCAGCCCCUCCUUGCAGCCCAAUACCUCCAAACAGCCCCGAGCUCAGUGUCACAGCUCUGAGCCGAGGGUGGGAGGCGGGCGGCGGAAACCCUGAGUUGGAGUGGGAGACUGUGAGGAUGAGGCCCACAGGCACCUGCAUGAUGUGGUCCUGCCUGAGCCCGGGCCGGCCUCGGGUCACCCACAAGGGCCCUUUGGCUGGGGGCCUGACCGCGCCGGACGCGGUGUCCGGGGCAGGGCAGGGCUAGGGCACAGGCCUCAGGCCCCUCUGAGACCCCCUUUUUGUGAUAAUGUUUUGCACUUUUUUCGUACAGGGGGCUGGGGCGGGAGGGGCCAGGGCCUCUGGACUUUUGAUGCUUUUAUUUUGUGGGGGGAGGCCUGAUGUUUCUGCUUUCUGCUGAGACCACCCCCACCCUGACACCAGCAAUCCCCACCUGGGGCCUGGCUCAAAUAGAGGCCAGGAGCUGGGGCUGAGCUGGUUUUCUCUCCUUCCCCCCUGAGAGCUCACCUUCUAUCUUUCCAGAGCUGGAGGACAGCGUCCAUGCCAAGGCCCGGCACGAGGUUGCGCAGCAUGGCCUUGCUUCCCCUCCGUCAGUGGGCCCCACCCUUUGUACAGCCUCCACCCCUAUUAAAACUGCUCUGGACUUGC
Messenger RNA from Erinaceus europaeus (western European hedgehog), 3828 nucleotides. It is a transcript of the gene PSD, whose product is annotated as pleckstrin and Sec7 domain containing. Gene Ontology annotation, molecular function: protein binding; phospholipid binding; guanyl-nucleotide exchange factor activity. Bases 202 to 3276 code for a protein of 1024 amino acids. Gene Ontology annotation, biological process: regulation of ARF protein signal transduction. The record is from RefSeq and is a predicted model, not a curated record. Lineage: Eukaryota; Metazoa; Chordata; Mammalia; Eulipotyphla; Erinaceidae. The transcript has 17 exons.